Syngnathoides biaculeatus (alligator pipefish) is the source of this 3791-nucleotide messenger RNA. RefSeq names its product ddb1 and cul4 associated factor 17 (gene dcaf17). Lineage: Eukaryota; Metazoa; Chordata; Actinopteri; Syngnathiformes; Syngnathidae. The transcript is spliced from 16 exons. The record is from RefSeq and is a predicted model, not a curated record. Bases 932 to 2503 code for a protein of 523 amino acids. Gene Ontology annotation, cellular component: Cul4-RING E3 ubiquitin ligase complex. Gene Ontology annotation, biological process: protein ubiquitination.
ACUGCAUUCCAAUAUAGUAAGUGAUUAAGAUGGGGACGCAGUGGAUGACUGAUUAGCACAUCUGCCUCACAAUUCUGGAGUGAUGUUUUUAAUUUAAAGUAGAAGUAGUCUGUUUAUCAUAAAGAAUACUGUAUUACAGUUAAUUACAGUUUAAGGUCCCUCUGCUGGCUAUAGUAAGACUGUACGUAGGGUUGUAAAUUUUUUAACUUUCCUUUUCCAAAAUCAGUCAUGUAACAUGAUUGGAUGAAACUUGUAGUCUAAUUAAAGAAACCAUACUCCAUUUUCAACAUUCUUUAAAAAAAAAAAAUCCCCCCGAAACAGAAAAAAGUAUUAAAUAUACAUUACAGCCAAUGAUAUGAAAUGCAAAACCGUGUUAAAUCAUCGAAAAGGCCAUUACAAGUCAAUUUGACUGAAAAUGGAUCAAAGAUAAGUUGCACAGUUGUCAUAAUGUAUACGAGUUUCGGUCUGUACUCUUACAUUCACUUUAUAAGUCAUGUACGGGUAAAUUUGGGGAAAUCUGUCCCGUUUAGUAGUGAUAUAUCAUAGCCUACGGUUAUCCCAAAUCCUGGAGUUUAAAUUUCUAAUUUCACUUUUACUAUACAAACCAAGUAAGAGUUGAGGAAAUCUGUUUUUCUUCAACUAGUGAUAUGCCUGCUGUCUCUAACGUUGUCUCCAAAACAUUCAACCUUCCUGUCCCUCAAUUGAGCUCAUUUCUGAUCCUAUCCAAACUCGUCACUCCUAGAGCGAGGGCACAACACCUACAGGCAAUUUAGGGUCUCCAAUUAACCUACCAUGCAUGUCUUUGGGAUGUGGGAGGAAACCGGAGUGCCCCCCCAAAAAAAAAUGCAGGCACGGAGAGAACAUGUAAACUCCACACAGGUUUCAAUGCAAAAGGAAGUUGGAUCUAUUGGGGGCUGUACUUUAUCAAUUCAUGAAUGAAAAUUACCAACACAUUCAAGAGAAAUCCCACGAGACGAUGGCACUUUACCGGAGAAAAAGUAAUGUGAAUGCUGCUGAAGUGCUGAGCUGGAGGGGGAGAGGAAUCAGAGAUGGUGGAACUCUAACUAGGCUCAAUAUAAAAGUCCUCAGGGGCAUCCUUUUAGGAGACAAUAGGGAUUUUCAUAAAGUGUGGAGCAAGACCUCAAAAUCUACAAUAAUGUAUGAAAAUGGUAAGAUCUAUCUGGAUAACUACCUGAAGUGCUACAGCUGUGUUCAUUCCAAGCCUCAUGCUCUCUACAAUUUGCCUUCACGAUCUAAAAUUGAUAAGUUUGAAGAUACCUUGCUGUGUCAGAGCCCACUUGAAACCACACUGGCGUCUCCUUCUGAUCACAAGCCCAGCCUUUUGUUUUUGACAGCCAAUAAUUGGUUGUAUCGCUUAUCGGACGCAACAGGACAGGAGUUGGAGGGAGUUUUCCUCUCUUCAAAACACAAGUUCAGGUAUUUAAGUUGGGAUGUUUCUCAAGAGAUAUUUUAUGUAAAAUCUGUUCAAAGGAAAGGCCCACGCUUAUCGGGGCAGGCUGGUGUAACACAGAAUACAAUGAUUCAUCUGGCCAUAUUCAAAGUUUUUCCCUUACAAAUUGUGGGCAUGAUGGAAGUCAACAAACGGGUAUUCGGGAGCGGCUUUACUGAUGUCGUUUUAUCUCAGGGUGUCCUGGCUGUUUCCUAUAACAAGGCCGUGAAGCUGUUUAGUUUUGAGCACAUUGUGGAAAAGUACUUGGUGGAGAAAUUAAUGCUUGGAAAGGCAAGUUCCCUUCUCAAUGGCAACACAGUGGGAGAUAUUCCAUUUGGCAUCCCAAUAAAUAUCCAGAUCACAGAUUGCCCUCCGGUGCUUUUUGAAGUGUCCUGCUCCAAUAACGGUGUGCAGAUCGGAGGCUUUCCUUGGCACUACAUUCACACACCUCUGCAAAACUGUCACCAAGGGACUCACCACUUCUGCUCACUUAAAGACAGUACGAUGGCCAUAAAUGGAAUACAGAACAUGAAGUGUAACUCUUUAGAGAGUGAUGUAAUUUUCUUCCAUCCCGAUGAUUCAGGAAGAAUCAUUCACGUGGGGCCCAGCACCAUUAACAUUCUAAAAAUCCUUGGUGAGUUUAACAGUGGAUUGCCAUCAAAGGUAGUAAAAGAUUUCUCAAUGGCAACUCAUCAAACCAACAUUUCUACCUCACAAGUUACUGUCACCUCGUCAGGCCGCACAGUGAGGAAACGAUUCCAACGACUCGACGAUGAUCCUGAUCAGGAGACCUUCCGCAUGGUAGUAUAUGAGGACGAGCUGGACCUUUUGGCAGUGGUGGUCACUAACGGUGCAGACGGGGAUGGAAGAGCACAGGUUCGACUGCAUGACAACCAGAGUGGGCGGUUACUGAAGACUGUUGAUCUCUUGGAAACAUGGGAUGAGACUUACAGACAUGAUCUGGUCUUUGACAAGGACACAAUUGUUCAUAUUGAACAAAAGAACACCAAGGUCUGCUGCCAUGUCUACAAGCUUAAGACUGACGCCAAAUAGCAUAAAAGGAGAAAUGGAGCUACUUUUAGUUUGAAAUGUCCCAUAGGUUUGUGGUUUGGAAUUCAAAACAGUGACUAUCUAACAUGAACUUUGUCUUAAAGUGACAUUUUCAUUAAAUAAAGACAAAAAAAACUGCGACUGUUGUGAGUGUCCAAAAAAAAAGGCCCCUCUGACAGCUACUUUUGUUUGACCCAGUUUUGUAUCUGCUUUGGAGAGGUAGACGGUGAUCUUCACUUGUGACAUAGAUAACCUCGAGAAAUUCGAAUUACAGGAUUUCAGGGAUCUCGGCAAAAUUACCAUUUAUAACUCGACUGCAUGGAUGAUUUUAAUUAACACAAUUACUGAAGCACCAUAACUAAAUAUCUGGAAUACUAGGAAAAGUUGGUUUGGUAAAAUAUGGGAUCUUUUAGUGUUCCACUCUGCUACUUUGCAGUGUCUAAGUGGAAUAUGUGUAUAAAUAUGUUUUUUUAAAUAAAUCAUCCCAUUAUUAUUUUGUUAUGAGAGAUGUUAUUUCAUUGUUAUUUAAAUCAGUCAAACACAAUUGUCAUCCAACUUUUAAUAAAUUGACAGGUCUCUUGACAAUGUAAUUUUAUUUAUUUUUUUAUUUUUUAAAGGAACAAAGAAUGUAUCCUGUCACAAAAACACCCUAAAAGUGGUGGUUUGGUUCUGGAUUUUGCAUGAUGACUCAUAAUUCUAUUCCUUUUUACAGUUGUUCCUUCAUACAGUUAAUGUGCUUGUGUAGAUUUGUGGCCCAAAAAAUGUUAGGUAAUCUGUACGGGCUAAGUAUAGUGUGACGUGGACCUUUUUUUUUGUCCAUUGUGAAAAUUAACAAACACAUGGAGGAGCAGCAUGGUUUCACAACAUCCGGGUGAGUCACAGUCCCUGGGAUGGUUGUGGAACUUUUACUGGCUUUUGCAGGGAACUAUUCUGAGAGCGGCAGCCAGUGAAGCAGCCAAAGAUUACAAAAAAGCCACACACUCCAAAACACACUUGACAUUAACCUUGAGGUUUUAAAAUAUGUUUUUGAACUUUGUGGCAAUCACACAUUAACCUUGAGGUUUUAAAAUAUGUUUUUGAACUUUGUGGCAAUCACACAACAUGUCAAGGCAAGAAAAACAGCUGUUCAGGGUCAAAGCCGAGGCCUGGUGUGCUUGCUAGUCAAUCACUGGUUGAUUGUAAAUGGAGCAUUGAGUGAAUGGGAAUUUAUCCCCAUCAGUUGUAUUGCAUGAUUGUCAAUGAUUUGAACCAUUACAUUUUCUGUCUCCCACUCACAAAUCUACAUAAUAAA